AUUGCUAUCAGCGAUGCGACGUUGCCUUGCGGGCGUGCAUGCUGUGGUCUUGAACUGCGGUGAAAGCUGCACGAUUCGCAAAUAAUAAAGUUUCUUCGUUGGACGGCAACUUGCCGUAAUGUUCCAAAGCACUGCCCGGCGCUUCGUGACAUCUCUCGUAUGUGUGCUGCUGAUUUUUCACCCGGUGCUCGCGAAAGGCAAUGUCAAUGAAAAAUCGAAAACUGACUGGUAUCCCAGCAGCUACACCACUACGCUAUGUGUAGGUGUCUUAGCAGUGCUCUUUUAUGUCAUUGCUCGAGAAAAGCUCAACCUUUCCAAAAUAAAGACACAGGACCCCUUCAAGCAAAGGCAGAGGAAACGUAAGGGCAAGUCGGUAAAAGUCCUGUACGGCACCCAGACUGGAAAUGCAAAGAUUCUGUCGGAGAAACUCUCAGCCGAGCUGGACGCACUGGACUAUGAUGUGGAGAUGGUCAACUUGAAGCAUGUGGAGCCAGAGGAAUGCCUGCUUGGUCAGGUGAAAGCAAAGGGUCUUUGUAUUUUCAUCGUGUCGACAUACGUGGACGGCUCGCCACCGGAUGAAGCCACGUGGUUCCACGAUUGGUUGAAGGAUACAUACGCAGACUUCCGCGUGCACAAAUACUACCUCCAGGGUCUCAACUAUGCCAUCUAUGGCCUGGGUGACUCGGCCUAUGGUGACAGUUACAACAAGGUUGCCAAAGAUAUGGAUUUCUGGCUGUCCAAGCUGCACGCAACGCCAGUGGUUCCCCUUUGUCUCAAUGAUGAAAGCCAUGACGAAGGAAAAUACGGGACAGGCAAGUUUCCAGGUUGGAAAGAUGACAUUAUGGCAUAUCUGGAAGGAAGGCCAUCGAUCACCACCAAACCCCGUGAAGCUCAAACUGCACCAGAAAGCGUUGCUUACGAAAGCUCCAGUGAUGAAGGUGAGCCUGAACUGAUUGACCUGGAAGACCUCGGCAAUAUCCGGAGUACUGCCAAAUCAAAAGAAUCCAAGACUCUGAAGAACGGAGAGGCCCGAUCAGACAUGCUGACCCCGCUGCUGCGUCAGUCACUGGGAAAGCAGGGCUACCGCCUGAUUGGCUCCCACUCGGGGGUUAAGCUGUGCCGCUGGACCAAGGCCAUGCUGCGCGGCAGGGGCGGCUGCUACAAGCACACCUUCUACGGCAUCGAGUCGCACCGUUGCAUGGAGGCCACCCCGAGCCUUGCCUGUGCCAACAAGUGUGUCUUCUGCUGGAGGCACCACACAAACCCCGUAGGGACCGAAUGGAAGUGGAACAUUGACUCGCACGAGAUGAUUGUGGAGAAUGCGCUGAAGAACCACUACAAGAUGAUAAAUGAGUUCAAAGGCGUUCCCGGUGUGCUGCGUGAACGUCUGGAAGAGGGCCUGCGGGCACGCCACUGUGCCCUCUCCCUGGUGGGGGAGCCCAUCAUGUAUCCAGAGAUCGGCCAAUUGGUGCGCCUUCUGCACGACCAGGGCAUCUCCACGUUUCUGGUGACCAACGCCCAGUUCCCCGACGCCCUGCGGGAACUUGGGCCUGUCACGCAGCUCUACGUGUCGGUGGACGCCAGCAGUCGCGAGGCACUCAAACGCAUAGACCGUCCCCUCUUUCCAGACUUCUGGCAACGGUUCCAGGACAGUCUCUCUACCCUUGCGGACAAGGGUCAGAGGACAGUUUAUAGGCUGACCUUGGUCAAAGAGUGGAACAUGGAUGAAAUGCAAGGCUAUGCCAACCUUGUGGCACUCGGCAAGCCGGAUUUCAUUGAAGUCAAGGGUGUUACGUACUGUGGCGAUUCCAAAGGUGCCCGCCUGACCAUGAGCAAUGUGCCGUGGCACGAGGAGGUGCUGUCCUUUGUGAAGCAGUUGGUGGCCUUACUUCCCGACUACAGCAUUGCCUCCGAGCACGAGCACUCCAACUGCGCGCUCAUUGCACACAAUAAGUUCCGUGUCAAUGGGCAGUGGAACACGUGGAUUGACUAUGAGCGCUUCCACGAGCUGGUGCAAAGGUUCUACCAGACAGGCGAGUCAUUCACCUCCCUGGAUUAUGCGGCACCUCUCCCGCAUUGGGCAGUGUUUGGGGCCAAGGAGCGUGGCUUUGACCCCAGCGACACAAGGAUGCUCAGGAGAUCCAAGAAGGAUAUCAGCGGAUGCUAGGCUUAAACUAUUGGAGCGCUAAGCCUAAGCCAAUUAAUGCUAGACCUAAGCAAAGUGUGGCGGAUGCCAGGCCCUACAAAUCCUGCAAGGUCGCAGUGAAGCGUGCUACUGAGCACGGUGGUGUGUACAGCACAUUUUGAAAUCAAAAGGAUUAUGUGGGCAUCACCACUGGAAAGGCGCCGAGGAAGGACAUCUCGAGCUUGAAAACACCUUUUGUACAGUAUCUAAGCAAAGUGCCUAAACAAGCCAGGACAAGCUUGUGAUAAGAGUCAAUUGCUCUGCACAUUGUAUCACAUACAUGUCGUUACGAUAUGGCUGAUGAAAACGGCUGUCGUGAGGUGCAGCAUAUGUGAUAAGGCGACUUUGUAGAGCUCUUUUCAGAAUGAUUUUGACUUCAUUUUUAUGCCAUUUAAUUUUUCUUUUGUGUGGUUUGGGCAGCUUCAGUGAGUUUCUUUUAGAAAGGUCCAUGUUUGUUGCAAUGAACUGGACAAAAGUCCAUGGUAUUGUAGCUCACCAUGUCCUUAGUGCCAUUGUCAUGAGUGAGAUAGCAGAAGCUUUUAUCUGCAGUUUCCAUUUUUGGGUCCUGCUUCUGAAAGGCUGUUGCAUGUAUUAAAUACAUAUGUAUGUAGUUUUUUUUCACCACUUGCUACAAGUAGGUUUUUGUGUAUGUGUGUGACUUGUGUGUGAAGAUUCGCAUGCUUGGUGUGUAGCACUAAUGCAGGCCAUGAUGAAGAUUGUAGCGUUCAUAUAAUGUAGCAAUUCCUUCUGCCAAAUUCUCUUCCUUUCCUGUCAUACACCAUUGGUAACCAGAUAAUCAUGGUGAUAACAGUUUCAUUGAAUUCACCUGCAUCACUGUGAUGCAGGCAAAUUUCUUUCAUUCACUGGCGGGGAGGCAUGAGACAUUGAGAAUUUGCACAGCUCACUCCAGCAGUGCGAGCAUAACACAACUCUCGAACGAAAUGCCUAGGUGCAAAUACGGUGUAUAUGCGGUGCAAGCUUUCUAUUUGUCCACCUAGUGUCUGCCGUCCGCAUAAGUUUGGGAGGCCUGGAGUUGCAGCCAUAUGGUGAGGCUUCUGGGGUGACUUGCAGAACACCAGAAAGUACUAAACGCGUAUACAUGCUAUGUGUUACCGAGUGGAUAAGUGCUUGUUGACAGCCAGACAAUGUGUGCCGUAUAUAGAACACAUCUAAAGAUGCCACACAAAAACCACCCGCGCUGUCAAUUGACAGGCAUAACCGCUUAAUCCAGGAUAGCAUUGCUCCAAUCAAUGUGAACACUGAAUAGUUGAAUUGAGGGCUGUAGCAAAAGUGCAACACAUCAGCCUACACAUGCUCUGUAAACAAUGCAUUAAUGCAUCCUCAUGAACUUCCUCAAUUGAUUCACUUAGUGCAGAUGAAUCGAAAAGACCUAUCAUAAGGAGGGCAUCAUUUGGACAUUCAAUGAAGUAUGCAAAGAAAAAAAUUGCAAGAGAAUUAAUAUAUACAUUAUCCCAGCCUGACCCUUGCGGUUCCUUGCCAAGUACAGUGGCUUGCAUUGUGUUUUUUCCUCAACCAUUCUGUCUGUUGAAACUAUUUACAGGUCUUUCACUGUACAUUCUGUCACUUUGCUUGUGUUGGCAACUGUUGUAUCAACACACGUUUAUGAUUUAUAGAGCCACAUUGGUACAACUGCUGUGCUGUAUUGAGCAAAAUGUUGUAGAGCUCUAAGCGCAAGCGAAAAAAAAGAAAAAAAUGUGUUCAAAAUGAGGCAAUCUACUGAGAGUUUUCAAAGUGUUAAGCCUGAACCUAUUAAAUGCUAGGCCUAAUCAAUAGAGAUUCCUAAUAUAUGAGAACCAUGGUUCUUAGAAAUCAUUUUUGGGAGGGGGGCUUGUGCUACACACGUGGCCUGUAAACUUCUGCCCGGAAUGUUUGUUGCUUUAGGGCAUUUCACAUGUAUCAAACAUUGUUAAGGCAACAAAUUUUCCUUCGUAGGUCUUGAUCGAGAGCGUACAUAGUCUGGAAAGAUUGAAUGGAAGUGCAGAAUGAUGAUUUUGUGGGCAUUUUUUUUUACUGUUCUCCAGUUAUGACAAGGUAAUAGAAAUGAACUGUGUGAUUUGAAUAGUAUGUAUAGAAUGAAUUUGUAUAUUUUAUUAGCUGACGUUUCGGUGGUAUUUCCAACCUUCAGCAGCUGUUUUGACAACACUGUUUAAGUGUGACACGUCACUCUGCACAAUGCAUUAUCUUUUAUAAGUGUUCUCACAGACACAACAAAUCACCUUUUGCUUGUUAUCUUUGUACAUGUCCAUGUCGUUUCUCUUUCUUUUGUUUUGACAUGCUGUCCCUGUUAAUCGAAGCAUUAUUUUGCUGCUUGCCAAAGAAGCUUGAUCUGUUAUUAACCAUGGCCAAUCAUUUCUUUGAGAAUUGCAAGUCAUGUUCACAUGCUUGUAAUUGAAGUCAUAUAAGGCAAAUUGCAUGGCAUUAUUUAAGUGCAGUAUUUUUUACAUGCACCUUCAGAGUUUUUUCACUAUACAGCUAGCACUUCAAUCAAAUGUUCAACGGCUAGAUCUCAGAGAUGUAGAAAAGGAAAAUUUCCAUUGGUCACCAGAGAUGUAGACUUUGCUUUUUCUUUUUCCUUUUUUCUCUCUCUUUCUAGUGGAAGAACUUGUACAGUGAUUUCAUUUGCCUGCGUUACAUAACUUCGACAAGGGCACCAUUCUUUGUGGACUGAACUGAGUGGCAAAAUGCAUUGUUUAU
Messenger RNA from Rhipicephalus sanguineus (brown dog tick), 4900 nucleotides. RefSeq names its product S-adenosyl-L-methionine-dependent tRNA 4-demethylwyosine synthase TYW1. The transcript is spliced from 14 exons. Gene Ontology annotation, molecular function: 4 iron, 4 sulfur cluster binding; FMN binding; catalytic activity. The record is from RefSeq and is a predicted model, not a curated record. NCBI's taxonomy places the organism in Eukaryota, Metazoa, Arthropoda, Arachnida, Ixodida, Ixodidae. The coding region runs from base 119 to 2167 and encodes 682 amino acids. Gene Ontology annotation, biological process: wybutosine biosynthetic process.